Molecule: messenger RNA, 2137 nt
Organism: Amaranthus tricolor (Joseph's coat)
Lineage: Eukaryota; Viridiplantae; Streptophyta; Magnoliopsida; Caryophyllales; Amaranthaceae
Product: zinc finger CCCH domain-containing protein 32
Exons: 7
Coding region: 394-1680 (428 amino acids)
Molecular function (GO): metal ion binding; mRNA binding
Source: RefSeq, a predicted model, not a curated record
AAAGAUAGUUCACACACACUCACUCUCACAAACUACAAAAAUAGUCCGUACUCAACUGAUCUCAAGAGAGAGAAAGAGAAAGAGAAAGAGAAAAAUUAAAUAAAAAAAAAUUAAAUAAAAAUGACAAAAUCUCCAUUUCCAUUUCCCGCAUCUCCUUCUCCUUCCCUCCAUUAAUCUCUCUCUUUCCAUUGAUCAAGCUUUUCACUCAUUCUUCCCCUUUUUUAAUUUUUUAUUAAUCUUUAAUUUUCAUACAAUUUUCAAUUGUAAACCUCCAAUUUUUCACUUUUUUUGAUGUAAUUUACUUUCCUUUUUGGGUAGUAGAAGAAUCACUAAUAGUAAUUCGAAAAGGUAUUUUUUUUUCUCGAUUCUUCACUUGAAUAAUCAGAUAUAUAAAUGGAAUUGUACGGUAGAAAUCAGGGUUCGGAGGUGGAUCCAUCAGCUCAAUGGGGGGAUACUGGACUCGAAGAGUCCAUGUGGAGGAUGGAUGUUUCGGGUCGGGAGACGUACCCUGAGCGUCUUGGAGUAUCUGAUUGUGUCUAUUACAUGCGUACGGGUUUCUGCGGGUUUGGUACCCGGUGUCGGUACAAUCACCCUCGUGAUCGUGUUGCUGCUGUAGCAGCUGCAAGAUUAGUUGGAGGAGAAUACCCUGAACGUCCUGGUGAGCCUGUUUGUCAGUACUAUUUAAAGACUGGGACUUGUAAAUUUGGGACUACUUGCAAGUUCCAUCAUCCUCGAAAUGCUGGUGGAUCAUUGGCUAAUGCUCCUCUAAAUAUUCAUGGAUACCCAUUACGAACGGGUGAGAAAGAAUGCUCCUACUAUUUGAAAACGGGGCAGUGCAAAUUUGGCUUAACUUGUAAAUUCCAUCAUCCUCAACCAGCUGGCAUGUCAAUGCCUGCAGCUGCACCUCCAUUUUAUCCGACGGUGCAGUCUUCAGUUCCUGUACCUGAACAAGCAGCAGGGUCAUCCCCUAGCUUUAGAGUAGCUAGGCCUCCUCUUGUACCUGGUUCGUAUGUUCCAGGGUCUUACGGUCCUGUGCUCCUUUCUCCAGGAGUUAUGCCCAUGGCAGGCUGGGGUUCAUAUUCUGGACCUGUAAGCCCCGCGCUAUCCCCUGGUGUUCAACCUGCUGCAGCUGGAGGUUCUGUAUAUGGAGUAACCCCACUAUCCCCUUCUACACCUGGUCUUGCUGGAUCUUAUCCUCUACUGUCUUCUGCUGGGCAGUCAAUCACUGGUGUCACAGAACAUAAGUUUCCAGAGAGACCAGGUGAACCUGAGUGUCAAUACUAUUUGAAAACAGGAAACUGUAAAUAUGGAUCCUCUUGUAAAUAUCAUCACCCACCGGAUCAGGGUACAUCUGCAGCUUGCUUUCUUGGACCACUUGGUCUGCCCCUACGUCCUGGAGCACAGCCUUGUACCUUCUAUAUGCAAAAUGGAUACUGCAAAUUCGGGCCCACCUGUAAGUUUGAUCACCCAGUGAGUCUGAUGAAAUACAGUCCAUCAGCUUCAUCUCUCCCCGAGACACCAGCUGGCUAUUUGACGGGAUCUUUACCUCAUUCAUCAUCCACUGAGCUUCUUCCAGAAUACGCUUUAGGUUCUAACAUCCAACGGCCCAGUCAAAGUUCUGCACUAUUAAGCAGUACCAGAAGCACGGGAGCAGAUGACGAAUCUCAUCAUUCAAACUAAGCCAUUACUCCACGGUUGAUGCCCAUUUUUAUCUUCAAGACCUUAAAGCAGCCCUUAUCACCAAUCUACCAUUGUCAUCUCUGUCAUAUAUCGUAAAUAUCAUGUAAGUCACCUGUCCAAAGGUACUUGUAUUGUUGUCAAGUGUUCACGUGCUAUCAAACCGUUCACAUUAGGGGUUAAAUAACCUCAUAUAUGCUCAAAACUUUAUAUCGCGUAAUAAAUUAUCGUCGCAAGUAGCUCUGUAGACUAUGUCCUUGCUACUUAGUAAUGAUAUGAAGGGAAGCUGUUUUAUACCCUUUAAGCUAUGCUGUCCUGCGAGACUCUGUAUGUAGAGUAUAUGUAAGGUACUCAUUUUGGGUAACCUUUGUCAGGUUAUGUACCCAACAAUAACAUUAUUGCCCAUCUGUUAAUAGCACUUUUAUGAUAUUAUAUCAAGGGAAUGCUAUGGAUUUUUUGA